Messenger RNA from Symbiodinium natans, 6153 nucleotides. Lineage: Eukaryota; Dinophyceae; Suessiales; Symbiodiniaceae. The record is from the annotation of a GenBank genome assembly.
AUGGCACAUGCUGCCUUGGUUUGUGCGGGCGCCUCCCCGACGUACUACCCCCCGGGUUGGGGCCCCUGGUGCUUGUCCUGGGGGUGGUUUUGCUUGGGGGCGCUGGCGGGGGGGCUGGUGGGGGGGCUGGUGGUUGCAGUCGGCCUUUGCUUGCAGUCCACCCGGUUGCGGCCGCCCCGCGUGCAGACCUCUGCGCAGCAACUGUGGCACACAGCGGCGAAGCACGUCCUGGCUUGCGCCGCUGGGGAGCCUGGCGAAUUACUGGACCUGGCGACGCAAGCGGGCACUUCCCCGGAAGAUCUAUUUCGGAAACACCGCCAGGCCUGCCACGAGCAGACCUCCGGACUCGUCGCCGUCCCCGUGCCUUGCCAGGGCGCACAGGAGGAGGGGGGGGGCAGGGCGGCGCGUAAUUACCGCCACUUGCUCGCAGGCAGUGCCGCCGAUGGCCCUGCUCGCUACAGGGGGCUCUUCCUGUUGCGGGGGCUGCGGGCACCUCGCGCAUCGGACACACGGCGGAAGGCCGAAACACUUUCCGACACGCUCAGCGCCAACACGCCUUUCGCCUCGCCCCGGGACGAUGAGCCGUUCGCGCACGCCGGUGAGGUGGCCCCGACGUUGCCGGGGGAGGCGACGCCGGGCUUCACGCCGACUGAAGUGCCAGCGCCACCAGAGCAGAUGGCGGGCCUUGUGCUCGGUGAGUGGAGCGGCUGCGGCCCGCCCUGCACAAGGGAUCUCCCUGCCCGCAACUCGUGGCUCUACGUGCCAUUGCUCCACGCGGCCUCGGCCACACUCGCCCCUGCGGCCUCCGGCCAGUGGGUGGCCCAUCCCGUGUGCGGCGUGCGGUGGCAAGCACUGGUGCAUACACUCGCCCGAGCUGAGCCUGUGCCUGCGGCCCAGCUAGUCGCGCUGUGCAGAGCGGUGGCAGUGCUGGACGACGACGCCGAGGUGGCAGUGGUCGAAGCUGAGGCUUUGUGUCGCCGCCUCGACGCGCAUGCUGACCGGCUUGUGUCUCUCCCGACGGCUUUCGCUUGCGCUUGCGACGCCUACGGCUAUGCGCCCGCCGUGGCCCAGGCGGCUUUGCUCGAAGCAUACGGGGGGCCUGCGGUGGCUGCGGAGGCGGCAAAGCUUGCCGAUGCCUUGCGUGCUUGCGAGCCACCUUCCGCACAUGCAGCAGCAUCUCCCACACGUACCGGGCGACCGCGCCGAGGUCGACGUAAUCGGACCCCGGUGGAGUCGUCUGCGAGGCGGGGGGGUGGCGACUCGAGCGACGCUGCUUCCGCUGCUCCAACCGUUGCUCCAACCGCUGUACGCGCACGAGCUUGGAAACUUUUCCUCCUUACGCCUCGCAUGCUCCUCGCGCGGACGGCAGAGACCGGUGCUGCAGGCAGGCGCGAGCUAUUGGCCCGCGUUGGUGCGUACGAGCGAGCCGAAUGGCCCGCCCUGUUGGAACGUGCGCGCGCUCAGCAUCGGCCCGCCCGCGGAGCGAGCAACAUUGCCGAUGCAGAGGCUGCUGCGGCCCACCGACGCGAGGUCGCAUGCGCCAAAGUCCGCAAAGGCGAGCUUUCGCGCGCCCGCCACGACCUCACGUCUGCGCCCCUGGCACCCGGAGAUGCGGCUACCCUCGCGGCGCUGACGGACGUCACGAAAAGACCGGCUCGGCCCAGGCAGGAUAUCCCUGAUGAGCUUCUCCAGUUCCGGCCUCCUGCCCAGGUACACAUCUCGGCCGCCGCCAUCGCGCGCAGCUUGCGUGCUUGCAAGCGCGGGCGGCUGCCACCCUCCUCGCCCGUGCUGACGUGCCCCAGGAAGUCGCUGCCGGCGUUGCGCUUGGCGCGUAUGACUGCCAUCCAGAAGCCUGGAGGCGGGGUCCGUGGCAUCGCCACUGGCGACACGUUCCGGCGGCUUGUUUCCCGCACGUUGGCCGCCUCCCACGCUGCCACAUUCGAUGAGGCGACCCGGCAAUUCCAAUAUGCCUUAAUGCGAUUUAUCUACGGUCUGGAGGACCUGCCUUGGCUGUCUGCGGGUAGCACCGCCCUGCAGGUGCAAGCAACGGUCACCGGGGACCAGUCUAACCUUCGGCACCUGGGCCGACAAACCAGGGAUUGGCACGACUGGGGUUGGAAUCGGGACCAGUCUGGUUCCUGGUGGGACAACCACCAAGCCGAAGCUGACCAGCACUGGGACUGGCAGCAAGAGGUCUGGCAGCAAGAAAGCUGGACCGAAAACACAGGCCAAGCCGAGGACCCCUGGGCCGGCUGGUCAGGUGUGCAUUCGUGGGUGGAGGCACACCCGGUGCCUGAACCCAGUGCACCUCCGCGUAGUCGCAGUCCGCGGCAUCGCAGCGAACCUGCAGCUUCCAGUGCGGGUAGACCCGCCAAACCAAGGGGAAAGCCCUGGUGGGAACGUCCCCCGCCCGAGUGGGUGUGGGACGAGAGCCACCAACGCUGGAAGCGCAAGAGCCAGCGGGGAAAACGCUCACCUGAAAAGGUUGAGGAACGUAUCCAGCGCGGACAAGAGCGACGAGCAGCCAGCUCGUCAGCAAAAGUCGCGCGGGUAGAACCGCCUCAGGAGGCGGAGACCUCGACUGAGCCAGGUGAGCCAGUCGUUCUCACCCCAGCGCCGGCAGCAGCCGAGCCAGCGGGUAGCCCCGCGGAGGGUCACUCAGAAGCCUCUGAGUCCGAAUCCUCCUCCAGCUCGUCAGUCAGCACCAUCGACUACGAGUCUGGAAGUCUGCCCGUGCAGACUGAAGCGGCAGCAAGUGCAGCCGCAGAAAGAAUUCGGGCCAUCAAGCUCGAAGGGGAUCCGGGCGAACCGGAAGGACCCCACGCCCCAUCUGCAGGGGUGAAGAGCGAGGAUCCGAACGAGGAACCCCUCGCAAGUGCGGCAGCCAAAGCCGCAUCUGAGCUCCGAGACUCCUGGAUCUCAGUGAAAGAGGAGGUUGACUAUAGCCCCUCGGACACUCCAGGAGCGGGUAGCACCGCCGCAGCAGAAGCUGCGGAACACAGCCCGGAAGCGGGCAGUCCCGCCGCAGCCGAAGCUGCGGUACAGAGUUCCUGGGUGGAAGUCCAGGAAGCACCAGAGGUGAGCAGGCAGCUCACGGGACUCACUGAAGCCCUCCGAAGGGCAGAGGAGGCCCACCGUGGGUUGCAAGAGCAGCUGGCUCAAAGCCAGCAUCGCACCCAACUGUUGGAGCAACAGCUCCUGGAACUCCAACAGGCGGGUAGCACCGCCGCGGGUGGCACCGCAGCCAGCAGAGCAGCGGCGGCCGCAGCGGUAGGUAGCGGAGUAGAAGAUUGGGAAAGGUUUGUGUGGCAAGUUGAAACCUUUGCUGCACUCGUGGACGAAAGUUUUCCAGUGCACUUAGAGGAAGCCAGAAAGAGUCAAAGCGACAACACACCGACCGAAGAGAGCGACGAAUACCGAGCUCUCUCAGUCAAACUGUUUGGGAUGCUGGUAUCGCUCAUCGCUGAAUGCCCAGCUGCAUUGAAGAUUGCAAGGGGCACGAGAAACCAAAAUGGAUUCGUCCUAUGGCGAAUGCUGUGGCGAGAGCUUCAUCCCGAGCAGGCCAACAGAGGUCUCAUUUGGAGACGAGCCCUGCUUUCGCCGAAGUUUCCAAACAAAGAGGGCGACUUUAGUGCAGCUCUUCAAGAAUGGGAGCUGGAUCUCGCGAAGUAUGAAUCCGAGUUUGGAGCCGAAAAGGCCAUCUCAGAUGAAGACAAGCGAGCGCUACUUAUGGUCGAAUCGCCCCAGGCCCUGAAGCAGCACUUGGCAAUGCAUGCUUCAUCGCUAGGAUCGUACGAUGAGGUUCGGGCUGUGGUAGUCUCAUACCUGCAAGCAAAGAGGGUGUGGACACCGUCCGGUGGUUAUGCUCAGUCAAGCCGCCGAGCAGCUCCCGAUCCCGAUGCCAUGGAUAUUGGCAAAGUCGGCGAUGCCAAAGGCGAUAAGGGGAAAGGAAAAGAACACUACAAGUGGGUGGACAAGGUGAAAGACGGCGUGUGCAAAAGCAGGUUUACCUGCGCCGACACACGACGAUCCUAUACCCCAGAAAUGGAGCAGGACAUGCGUGUCUUUGUUCCUACCCCUACUCCUGAAGCACACGCACUGCUCGAAAUAACGGCUCUGCAAAGAGGCUGCGCCAUGAGAACCUUCGACAUCGUUGCUGCUUUCCUGAUCGGCAAGGACCGAGGGGCGCAGAACGAAAACUGGGUCUACAUGCGACCGCCAGCCGAGUGGAAGCCCAUUUUCGACCAGUGGGUGCGGGAGCAACCGCCGUCUGAGCAAUCCAAGCUCAGAGGACAAUUUGCUGACAUGCUGUUCAGGCUCGAUGGAAAUCUGUAUGGUCGAAGAACAGCUGGCUCCGUCUAUCGAGACGAGCUGGAAGAGCUGUUAUGCCACAAAUUGUCACAGACCGGCCGGUAUGCUUUCAAAAGAGGGGUAAAAGAUCCAUGUAUCUAUCGAUGCAUGAAGACAGGUAUCAUAGUGGUCCAUCACAUCGAUGACGGAAGAUGUGCGGGGAACGCCGCCCUGCUGAACACCUUCCUGGACGAGGAUAUGUGCAGCCACUGUGAAAUCACCACCGGUCCUCUUGAGGCCGAAGGUGUAUCGGUAGAAGUUUUGGGAAAAACCAAAACACGCUUAGAGGGCUGCAUCCUAACAGCCCCAGACGCAAAGCAUGCUCGAAACAUCAUCGAAGCACUCGGUCUGAAGCCCGGAGAGAAAUCUCCAGUACCUUCUCGCAAACCCGAUCUCUCGGACGUGACGCCGUUGAGUGCGGGGGAUGCCGCCAAAUACCGAUCCGCUGUGGGGUCCGGAAUUUACCUUUCGGCCGACAGACGUGACAUUCAGUAUGCGGUGAAAGAGUUGGCGAGGCAUAUGGCCGAACCCAGACAGUGCGACAUGCAACAAGCACGACUGCUGGGAAAAUAUCUGCAACAAGCGCCCGACCUUGUUCGAGUCACUGCACUCGACCCAAGCGCGUACGAAGGGCCCAUGACGCUCGACGUCUUCAGCGACAGCGAUUGGGGAGGAUGUGUUGAAACCCGGCGAUCCACAGAUUGUCAUGUGGUGGUUCUGGGAGGAGCAAUUGUCGCCACAUCCACGCAGACCCAGCCGGGAUUGCCUGCCACCAGCAGCCCUGACGCUGAGUUAAGAGGCAUCAGCCGGGCCUGUCGCGAGGCCAUCUUCGUUCACGAACUGGCGACCAUGGAUUUUGGGCUGGAGGUGGAAAUCCCACGCCUGUGGUCAGACAGCUCCACUGGCAUCACAGCCGCAAAACGCAUAGGGCCAGGAACCAAGCUACGCCAUCUGGACGUGAGCGAAUUCUACGUCCAAGGGGCAGUGCAGGCCGGGAAAGCGCUGUUGCGAAAAGUCAAAGGAACUGAGAAUCCGGCGAAUUUUCUCACCAAACACCCAAAGUCCGGAAACGAAGUGCUACAAGCUUUACCUUCGUUGGGCAUGGUGGACCCCAAACAUGUUGCGGGCGCCACCGCCCAGGAGAAACACACGGUGAAGUUUGUGCGGGUGAAUCCGCCUACGAGCUGGAAACCCGUAUUUCCGUUCAAGCCUACGCUCGCAAUCGCGGGUAUCACUAUGGCUUCACAGAUCUUAGGAGUGAAGGCCCAGCCAAGGGAGAAAGAACUCCUAGAGCUGGUGCUGGAUGUCACUUUGUGGCUGGGACUCCUGGGAUGGUUUGUUUUGCUCUACCACAUGGUGAAGGGCACUGUGAGGGGAACUCUGGCUAUAUGCAGGAGGGUGAACCGACACCGGCAACAUGAAGAAGAGCCGGAACCGGAAGCGUCGGAGGACGAAGCCCCAACGCAGGCCGCGGAAAACGCGCCACCUCCACUCGAGGACUUGUUCCGAGAGGGAGUGCGGGCACCUCCGCCUCGGGACCUGCGACCCCCAGCUCCUGAGCCAGAACCUCCAGAGGUGGACCAACAGGCAGCAGCUUCUGCCUUGCCACCACAAUCCGCACAGGGAGAUCAGCAGCGACGAGCACGUCGAAGAACUAGACCACAGGUACCCCAGAGAGAACCAGGGGAGAUCUACUAUGCGCCUUGCCGAAGGACAGCACAUGUAUUCCGCAACUGCUCUGGGCUAAGUUCAACCCAGCAGCAAGACAUCGUGGUCGAACAGUUCUGUGCCUACUGCCUGUAA